Messenger RNA from Zingiber officinale, 1462 nucleotides. RefSeq names its product transcription factor TCP20-like. Lineage: Eukaryota; Viridiplantae; Streptophyta; Magnoliopsida; Zingiberales; Zingiberaceae. Gene Ontology annotation, cellular component: nucleus. The record is from RefSeq and is a predicted model, not a curated record. Gene Ontology annotation, molecular function: sequence-specific DNA binding; DNA-binding transcription factor activity. The coding region runs from base 133 to 1089 and encodes 318 amino acids. The transcript has 2 exons.
UGUUUUCUACCUUCUCCUCCUGAGGUAGUCAGGUGAGGCGAGGAGGACCCAUGAGAAUCUAGCUUCCUUCUCUUCCCUUGUUUUUUUCCUAUCCAAAAUUCCUCCUUUUUCCUCUUCCUCAUCGCCUGAUUCAUGGAUCCCAAGAGCUCCUCCAAGCUUCCCAAGGAUGUCCCCAAGCACCGGCCGCAGUCGGACAAAGAGGAAGUCUCUUCGGCGAACGCACCAGAUGCAGAAAGGAGGGACCUUUUGCCGGCGGAGAGUGGGUUGCGAGAGGUGGUGGUCGGGAAGGAUGAGAAAAGGAAGCAGCUUGCGCCGAAAAGGAGCUCGAACAAGGACCGGCACACCAAGGUCGAGGGAAGAGGGCGGAGGAUAAGGAUGCCCGCCCUCUGCGCCGCCAGGAUCUUCCAGCUCACACGGGAACUGGGCCAUAAAUCCGACGGGGAGACCAUCCAGUGGCUCCUGCAGCAAGCGGAGCCCUCCAUCGUCGCCGCCACGGGCACAGGCACCAUCCCCGCGUCAGCCCUAGCUGCCGCCGCCGCUGCGUCCGCGUCGCUCCCGGCCGCCACCGUCCCUGCUGGCCUCCACCAGAAGCAGAUCGAUGAGCUAGGGCAGGGAGCGGGAUCCGGCGCUGCGCGGCCCGCUUGGGCGGUGAUGGGGGCCGCUGGCCUCGGCCGCGCGUACCCUAGCUUGUGGCCUCCCUCGGUCGGCGGGUUCAACUCUGGAUUCUUGCACGCAGCGCCAUCAAGUUCGAACCUUGCGACCGGCGGCGGCGUCGAUGCGCCGGUAGGAGGCUUCAUGCAGCGAAUCGGGGUGCACGGACUCGAAUUCGCCGGUGCCAAUCUGGGCGGCGCGAUGAGCUUUGCCCAGAUGUUGAGUGGGCACGGGCAGCAUCUGCCAGGGCUGGAGCUGGGGCUCUCCCAGGAAGCGCAUAUCGGAGUGUUGAAUCCUCAGAGCUUGAACCAGUUCUAUGCGCAGAUAGGGCAGGCAGGAGGAGACCCAGUUGAUGGAACUGGACAUGAACAACCACAUCACGACCAUCAAAAACGAAUUCCAUCGCCGGAGAAUGAUUCCGAGGGGUCAGAAGAGUAGAAACCAGAGUUUAAAAGGUGAAUUCAACGAUCAAUGGGAAGGAAGCUGCUGUGUCAAUCCAAUGAGAUUAGCAAGAUUUCAUUUUUGUUUCAGUAGAUUACUUAUCUUCUGCGUAGCCUUCAGAAUUCAUAUCAGAGGAAGUGAGAUCACUGUGGCAGCUUCCUUCCAUUAUUCUCUGCAUUCAGGAUCUCUGAAACUUGCAGGUGACUGUAUAUUAGUGGAUUUGAAUCCAUCGGAAGGAUUUCCGCGAGGUUAAUUAGUUCACGGUUUGUAAAUAGUAAUCUUGAAUCCUCCAUAUUUUUUUGUUGUUGUGUGUGAGGCAUGGUUGGUUUGAUUUAUAUGAAAUAAUAUCUGGAUUUCUUUAAGUUCUACA